GGAAACUCUGACUUUCAAAACAAGAUAUUACUGCCAUAAGCAAUCGAUCCACAGUCUCAUUAAUAAAUAGAAACACACGGAUUUUCACUCACGCACACGCACACACCACACACGCACACACACACAGACACACACAGACACAGCUCUCCAAAAUUCUUUACCACAUUAUCACAGCUACUCGCCACAGUAUUGGAGGCAUCUGAAUUGGUUAGGGGAGAGGGAGCAAGUGAGAGAGGGAAAAAGAGAGAGAGAGAGAAAGAGAUAGCAGAUUGGACGGGGGGAGAGGAUUCACAGGCUACUCUGGAUAGAGCCACAGCAGAAAUUCUGAUCAUUAAGUUAAGAAACUGUGAGAGGUGAUUCCCCUGGGGUUGGACCAGCUCAGCCUGGGCGAAGGCGAUGAGCAGGAGGACGGAUCGGGCAGGGUGGGGAGCUGAUCAGGACGGAGGUCACGCUCACGUGCCCUUUGCCAAAUCGCAUCCACGCUCGACUUGCAUAUAGAUCUCCGACUUUUACUUUCAUCCCUUUGUUCGUAUUUUGCUUCCCCGCGAAAGUGGACUGGAGCGCUUGCUGCCGGGAAAACGGGGAUGCUAAGUGAAGCCGGCGACACCUGAGAGCGGGACUGCAGGGAAGACCCCAACCCACCAGGCGGCUGGAGGUGAGCUCCAAGGUGAAGCCAUGUGCCCGCUAAGGAUGCCUGUUGUCAGGUGCUUCCACCUGCUGAGCUUCCUUACCUCCCUGCGUCUUUCGCCCGUCUGUAGCUCCAGGAUCCGAGCCCAUGCUGAGGAACGUCUCCUGAACACCCUGUUCGUUCACUACAACAAGCUGUCACGGCCCGUCGCAAACAUCUCAGACGUGGUGCUGGUCCGCUUCGGCCUGUCCAUCGCCCAGCUUAUUGACGUGGAUGAAAAGAACCAGAUGAUGACCACCAAUGUCUGGGUGAAGCAGGAGUGGAAUGAUUACAAACUCCGAUGGAAUCCAGACGAAUACGACAACGUCACGUCCAUCCGCAUCCCAUCUGAGCUGAUCUGGAGGCCGGACAUUGUCCUCUACAAUAAUGCUGAUGGAGAUUUUGCUGUGACCCAUUUGACCAAGGCCCACCUCUUCCACGAUGGCAGGAUUAAGUGGACACCCCCUGCCAUUUAUAAAAGCUCCUGCAGCAUAGAUGUCACUUUCUUCCCCUUUGACCAGCAGAACUGCACUAUGAAGUUCGGCUCCUGGACCUAUGAUAAGGCUAAGAUUGACUUGAUAAGCAUGGCCAGUAACGUGGACCAAAUGGACUACUGGGAGAGCGGGGAGUGGGUCAUCGUGAAUGCUGUGGGCACCUACAACAUCAAGAAGUAUGAGUGCUGCACAGAGAUCUACCCAGACAUCACUUACUCCUUCAUCAUCCGAAGGCUGCCUCUCUUCUACACCAUCAACCUCAUCAUUCCCUGUCUGCUCAUUUCCUGUCUGACUGUCCUGGUCUUCUACUUGCCCUCAGAGUGUGGCGAGAAGAUCACCCUCUGCAUCUCGGUCCUACUCUCCCUCACAGUCUUCCUCCUCCUCAUAACAGAGAUCAUCCCAUCUACCUCUCUGGUAAUCCCACUCAUCGGAGAAUACCUGCUCUUCACCAUGAUCUUCGUCACCCUCUCCAUCAUCAUCACCGUUUUCGUGCUUAACGUGCAUCACCGCUCUCCCCGCACACACACCAUGCCGCACUGGGUCCGAAGGGUCUUCCUGGACCUGGUACCACGGAUCCUCUUCAUGAAGCGCCCAUCCACUGUAAAAAAAAACUGCAAGAAGCUGAUAGAGAUGAUGCACAGGAGACGUAGCUCACCAAUCUUCUGGCCCAGAAUGGAGUCCCCACGACCGUCCCCUGACACAGUCUGUAACAGCCCAGAUGUUCUGGCCACCUCAACGUCCUCAAACUUGGGUUUUCCCCUGGACAGUCACACUGUGCCCAGGACACCACUGCUAUGUGCAUCUCCCUCUAGCCAGUACUCUGUUCUCCUCGAGGAUCCUCCGAAAGCCCCCGUGCACCACUUCCCGCUGGAGGUGCCCCACGCUCCCCACAAGCUGCGUUCGCUGAGCGUCCAGUACCCCGACGAUGAGCGGGAUCUCCCCCAGGGUCCUGCACUGUGCCGCUCAAGGAGCAUCCAGUACUGCUGCCUCAGGGACGAGUGCUCGCACAGCAAUGGCCGGGGCAGUUCCAAGCCCAGCCGGUCCACCUCCCAGAUGGAGACGUCCUGCAGCAUCCAGACCCUCUGCAGAUGCCAGGGUCCGCUUGAAUUAUCAGUGCCAUCCACCAGGCCCGUCACAGAAACUGGGAUCAAGGAACAACCUCUUCUGGUGAUGUCUCCAUCCAUGGAACUGGCCAUUGAGGGCAUCCAGUAUAUUGCAGACCACCUAAGAGCUGAGGAUGCAGACUUUUCUGUGAAAGAAGACUGGAAGUAUGUGGCGAUGGUCAUAGACAGGAUUUUCCUGUGGAUGUUUAUAUUGGUAUGUGUUCUGGGAACACUGGGACUUUUCCUGCCUCCUUGGCUGGCUGGGAUGAUUUAGGGUAGCGGAGCAGACAUGGUUGGGUCUGUAGAGAACAAUCCAGAACUACAGAAUAUGAAUUAAUCCCAGUAACUCUUCUGAAAGACAAACAUAUCAGACAUAAAUAGUUGUCUAUACUUGACUGAAGUUUAGCUUUGCUUUGAUGUUACCUGUAAAUCCGACGGUUUUUCACAUUUUUACUCAUUCCGGUUAGUGCCCAGUCCUGCCAUGGAAACAGUUUUCCUCUUGGCAUUUCAUUUCCCAAAAGGUAUUUUUCCAAUGAUUCCAGAAGGCUAUACAUGACAUUUUUUUUCCCUUAUAGUGAAUAACAAUCACCUGAAACCAUAAUAUUAUUACUGUAUAAUUGAGCACUGGUGGCAUUUUAUCAGAAGUGUAAUUUCUUCCUUUUGGCUUUUGGUACAAGAAAUAGCAGAAAAAAAAAUACAAACUAGCCUGGUUCUCUCAGUGAAUGAGACAGAAUUCUGUGUGUAUAUAUAUAUAUAUGAACAAGUUGGCUGCCUUUACUUUAUUAUAUUACUGAAAGUACAGUAUUUACAGCCAUGUGAAAAGAAACAAAAAAGUUUGGAAAUAAACGAAUACCUCAUCAACAAACACAUUAUCACCAUAAUUAGAAAAGGCUGUUACACAUUUUAUCACUUCAUAUUCCUAUCAGAAUCCUGAGAACCCAAUUAAACACAAACUAAUAAUUUCUGCAAAAUGCAUAAAACUGUUGUGACCCAAUGUACUGCGAGAUGUGUGCAGAGUUGCACAGACCUACAGUCAUUGCAUUCAUCAAUCAGUCUUUCUGUCCGUCUUCCACACUGUGUAUUUGUGGGCCUGUGAAGCAGUCUAUACGUGGAAGUAUAGACUGCCUGCUACCCAUCCCAGGGUUCAUUGCAUUCAUUAUCAUUCUCUUUACUGUCAAUUUACAAAAUGGAAUAAACAUCAAAUAAGCUGCUUGUAUAGCCUGCCAGUUCCUUUGCAGAUAGCGUAAUUCUGCAAACUCAGUGCAUUACUUAAUCAUUUUGGGCGGUGGAUAAUUGCAGUGAUCACAAUGAAGUGAUUAAAGGUGAGGGGACAAAGCCAGGGCAAAAGCCCCUCCAGUCACUGGUAACCAGCUCUUAAUUAUAAUAUGAAGCCAGAGAGACUUAUAUUUUCCCUGUCUGUUGUUUCCUUGGUAAAGGCCACACAGAAUGACUGUCUGUGCUGCUGGUUUGGCUCCGCGUUUAACACUCAUAAUGAAUGUCAUUCGCCUUCAACAGAACUGCUCUUCCCCUGUUUAUUUUUCACUGGAGGUGCUUUAAUCAUAAUUUGACCUGGUGUUUGUUUAUUAAAGGGAACCAGACCUCCUUCAAAUCUAACUUCAGGAAGCAGAUGAAGUGGAAUAUUGGUAUUUGACUUGUGGUCCAGCUGCAUGAAUCAAACCCAUU
This is a messenger RNA of Brienomyrus brachyistius, 3947 nucleotides long. It is a transcript of the gene chrna4b, whose product is annotated as cholinergic receptor, nicotinic, alpha 4b. Gene Ontology annotation, biological process: monoatomic ion transmembrane transport; chemical synaptic transmission; regulation of membrane potential. The record is from RefSeq and is a predicted model, not a curated record. The transcript has 6 exons. NCBI's taxonomy places the organism in Eukaryota, Metazoa, Chordata, Actinopteri, Osteoglossiformes, Mormyridae. Gene Ontology annotation, molecular function: transmembrane signaling receptor activity; acetylcholine-gated monoatomic cation-selective channel activity. Bases 676 to 2538 code for a protein of 620 amino acids. Gene Ontology annotation, cellular component: neuron projection; synapse; postsynaptic membrane.